AUGAUACAGACUGAGGCGCAGGCAGGAGGUCGAUGGCCACGCUUGGUGCAGGCGGCGAUCGACGCUUUCAGCCUGCCCGAUCUCCGGACGAAGAUCCUUUUCACCCUGGCGAUGCUGGCCCUGUACCGGCUGGUCGCCCAUAUUCCCAUACCCGGCCUGGACCUCGCCGCGCUGCAGCAGCUGUUCGAAGGCAACCCGCUCCUGGGCUUCCUGGACCUGUUCUCCGGCGGAGCGCUCAGUCGAAUGAGCAUCGUGGCGCUGGGGGUGUUCCCGUACAUCACGGCGUCCAUCAUCAUGCAGCUGCUCACUCCGGUGAUUCCGCAGUUGCAGAACCUGUCGCGGGAAGGUGAAGCCGGGCGCGUCAAGAUGAACCGCAUCACCCACUGGGGGACGGUUCCCAUUGCCAUCGCCCAGGCGUUCGCGCAGAUGGUGCUCCUGCAACAGGCGGGGGUACUCGCCAACGUCGGGUUCGCCGGAGACUCUCUCCUGCCGACAAUGGCCGCCGUCCUAUCCCUGACCGCCGGCACCAUGUUCCUGGUCUGGCUGGGAGAACUGAUCACCGAGCGCGGCAUCGGCAACGGCAUCUCGCUCAUCAUCUUCGCCGGCAUCGUGGUGGGGUUCCCGGGGCUGCUGGCCACCAGCUUCCUGGACCGCGACAACAUCAUCGGCGUGUUUUUCUUUGCCCUGAUCGGGCUGCUGAUCAUCGCCCUGAUCGUGGUGUUCAACGAGGCGCACCGCCGCAUACCGGUCCAGUACGGCCGCAGCAUUUUCAGAGGCGGGCAGAUGUACCGCCAGUCGGGGUCCACGUACAUCCCGCUGCGUAUCAACUCGGCCGGCAUGAUCCCGUUGAUAUUCGCGUUCUCCAUCGUGAUCCUGCCGGGGACCGUGGCCCAGUACCUCAGUUCCGCCGGUGGAUUUGUCGGCAACAUUGCCGAUAACCUGCAGGUUGCCCUCAGUCCCAGCGGCCCCAUCUACUGGGUGCUGGCGUUCGUUCUGGUGGUGGCGUUCACCUUCUUCUACACGCUGGUGGUGUUCCAGCAGCAGAGCAUCGCCGAAAACCUGCAGCGCAACGGAGGGUUCGUUCUGGGCAUCCGGCCGGGCCGGCCCACCCAGGAUUACCUCAACCGGGUAAUCAUCCGCCUCACCAUGGGCGGCGCGCUGUUCCUUGGCUUCAUCGCCAUCGUGCCCUACAUUGCAUCCCUGGUCACCAAUGUGGAAGCCAUCGCGCUCAGCAGCACGAGCCUCCUGAUCAUGGUCGGCGUGGGCCUGGACACCCUGCGGCAGCUGGAAGCCCAGCUCAUGAUGCGCAAUUACGAGGGGUUCCUGAGAUGA
This is a messenger RNA of Geodia barretti, 1332 nucleotides long. Lineage: Eukaryota; Metazoa; Porifera; Demospongiae; Tetractinellida; Geodiidae. The record is from the annotation of a GenBank genome assembly.